AUGCUCGCCGUAACGCACCCACAGUCACCAUCCAACCAGCUAGCGGAUAAGGACGGGUCUCUGGAGUCGAUCCUGCGGCAAGUCGAGCAGGACAAGGAGGACGCAGACGCAAGGAUGUAUGUCGUGCGAGCAGCUGGUAGAAUUGUUCGAGCCGACGUGGAGAGUGAGCUUGCCCUUAAGAACACCCCCGGGACACGCGACAAGCAUCGCUACGCCGAUGAGUUGGCCAUGAAAGUGAAGCCCCCAAGGGAUCCUCUACUAUCCACGGUUCCUCCGGCCUUAGUUGGAUUGUACCAAAGCAUGACGGAUAUGGCCCUGUAUCGCGAGACCGGCGGCACCCUAUCACCUCGGGCGGCGCGGAGGGCGAGGAUGGUGAAGGAGAAAAGAGGAACGAGGCCAGUGGGCAAAGUCAAAGGGUCGAAUGGACGACUGGUCGUUGGAAAGAGCCGGGGAUCUCUUACGGUGGAGGACGUCAUGAUGGGGCCGGAGCCGGACCGGGAGGACGGAGCACGGCGGUAUAACGGGUUUUUGGCGGAACUCUAUCGCAGCGUGGUUGCUGAGGCGCGGGACUCGGAAAGAUUUGCGCCAGACACAUGCAUGGAGUCUGAGCUCCGCAAGCAACUGCGAUACGCGCCUAUCCAGAAGGUUUCCACCAAGAGCUUCAGCGAUAUGAAGGCACCCAUUCAGCGCAUACUUGGUAUCUGGCGUCGGGCCCCAGCCGGUAAGGACGGUGCACCAUUCAUACUCGGUGGGGACGAGGAGACAUACAAGCACAUGUACCACGUCAUGGCACAGGAGCCGCGCGAGUACCGACAACAUCAUAUUGGGGACAGGCCAGUGGGAGAUGACGAGGUAGUCCACGGGGUGAUUCGGUGGAUUGAGGCACGGGCGGAAGCUCACAAGACUUUCGCCGUGUGGAAGCAGUUCCUCCUCCACGACUACCCUGCGUACAUCGCCUUCCGAACUGCCCUGCGUACGGGGAACUUCAGGCUGAGGCUUGAUGCCCUUCACCGUAUUGCCCCCAUCUUUUACAGCACCGGCAAAGACGAGUACCAGUUCCUCGUGGUAGACCACCUGACGGAGGUGUCCCGUUAUUCGCGCAAUGAAAUGAGGGUCGUAUCCGAGCUUUUCUCCGUCUCACUCGGCCCUGAUACGUGUGCGCAAAUCGGCGUGGACGAGAGGCAGGAGGUGGCCAAUCGUCUCCACAAGACGUUGACGAAAAGGAUUCUUUCGAGCAUGAUAGAGAAGCUGGCACCGAUUGCCCAGCUGCGCGAAGUCGCCAUCGUCCACUUCGAAUCGCAUUUCAUCGAAAAACCACGCACGGAAAGGGACUGUUGCAGAGAGUUGUCGGUGAAACGUGCGCCAGUAGUCAGGGCGGCGAUCGACUGCUUGAGGGAGAGCCCGGCAUUCAAAGGCGAUGUUGGUAAAGACAAGGUCGUGGUGUAG
This is a messenger RNA of Ectocarpus sp. CCAP 1310/34, 1446 nucleotides long. Lineage: Eukaryota; Phaeophyceae; Ectocarpales; Ectocarpaceae. The record is from the annotation of a GenBank genome assembly.